Molecule: messenger RNA, 974 nt
Organism: Caenorhabditis elegans
Lineage: Eukaryota; Metazoa; Nematoda; Chromadorea; Rhabditida; Rhabditidae
Gene: nmad-1
Product: DNA N6-methyl adenine demethylase
Exons: 5
Coding region: 19-894 (291 amino acids)
Biological process (GO): demethylation
Cellular component (GO): nucleus
Molecular function (GO): DNA N6-methyladenine demethylase activity
Source: RefSeq, marked reviewed
AAAACAACACUUCUCGACAUGGGUUCCGCAGAACAAGCGUGUGGCUGCAAGGGAGCUCGAUUUUGUGCACUUUGUGAGACAACGGAACGUGUGAAAAAGCUUCGCGUGGUGGAGGAUAAGCAUGUUAACUACAAAGUCUUCAUUUACGAUCACAUUCGUCAAAUCGCAAUUCCAACGACAAAUCUGAACUCUCAGUCUUCAUUGGAGGAUAUCAUUGAUGAAUCCACCUCGUGCCAAUCCGUAUCUACAGACGGCUCCAUCGAAAUUGACGGGCUCACUCUCAUUCACAAUUUUCUGUCAGAAUCUGAAGAAUCUAAAAUUCUCAAUAUGAUAGACACAGUUGAAUGGGCACAGUCACAAAGUGGUCGAAGAAAGCAAGACUACGGACCGAAAGUGAAUUUCAAGCAUAAAAAGGUAAAAACGGACACAUUUGUCGGAAUGCCAGAGUACGCAGACAUGUUGCUCAAUAAGAUGAGUGAAUACGACGUGAAGAAACUCGGAAAUUAUCAGCCAUUCGAAAUGUGCAAUUUGGAGUAUGAGGAAGUGAAGAAAAGUGCCAUUGAGAUGCAUCAGGAUGAUAUGUGGAUUUGGGGAAAUCGAUUGAUAAGCAUCAACCUAAUCAAUGGAUCCGUGAUGACUCUAUCCAACGAUAAUAAAUCGUUCUUAUGCUACGUCCAUAUGCCUCAUCGUUCUCUUCUCUGUAUGGCCGAUGAAUGUAGAUAUGAUUGGAAGCACGGAGUUCUCGCUCACCACAUCCGUGGACGAAGAAUAGCGUUGACGAUGCGAGAGGCGGCCAAAGAUUUCGCUGAGGGAGGGGAAUUGUAUGAGAAAUACGGUGCCGAGCUAAUUCGCCUGGGCAACAUUCGAGUACCACUUUCGAAAACUUCCGUGUGAUGAUAAUUCCUUUUUUCUGUCUGUUUUGUCAUUCUUCUCCUUGUUCAACCAACUUUUUAAUUGAAGAAGUUUUAAUUUUU